This is a messenger RNA of Parus major (Great Tit), 3143 nucleotides long. RefSeq names its product proline-rich protein 12-like. The record is from RefSeq and is a predicted model, not a curated record. Bases 517 to 1698 code for a protein of 393 amino acids. Lineage: Eukaryota; Metazoa; Chordata; Aves; Passeriformes; Paridae. Gene Ontology annotation, biological process: viral process. The transcript has 2 exons.
AGCCGCCGCCGCUGGGCCGAGCCGAGCUGAAAUCACUCAACUACCGCUGAGCCUGAGGUGGAAUCACUUGACUGCUUGAAGCUUCUCACAUGCGCUUUGGGCCAGCCUUUCUCAAGGCUGCUUUGGGAGAAGUCGCGGUGCACCGGGCUUUUGCCGCCGCAGCAACUGGCAACCCGAACGUGGGGGCUUUGAAGAAGCCCCGAAGAAGCGUCUAGCUUCUAGUUCUAGCUGCGAGGCGAGCCGCCGUUUGAGCCGCCGCCCCUCGAAGAAGCUUGCUUGCGUUCUAGCAAGAAGCGAUCCAAGAGGCUGCGACCGGGACCCUCGCCUGACCAUCUGGGGCAAGGAAAGCCCCUGAGGACCAGCCGCCAGGUGACCACCUACCCAGCAGCUUUUUUUCGCCUGCCGACAUCUGUCGAAGAGAAAUUUUAAGUGUAUCCCGUGAAAAGUGGUUUUUUCGGGCUUUUUUUUUUCUUUUUUUUCUUUGCUGUUUUACUGCUGGGUGGGGAGUGAAAAAGAAUGGGGAAUGAGUCCUCUGUACGGAGACUGACCCCACCUGAGAGGGACUUUUCUAUCCAAGUUGUAAAUACCCUAAAAGCAGGAAAUUUUAAGUUUUCUAAAGGAGAUUUAAAAAUAUUUAUUCAUUGGGUUUUUAAGCAUUUUAAGAUUAAUUCAGACUCUGCUAAAUCAGGAAUUUUUUGGGAUAAUGUGGGAAGAAAGUUAUAUACAGUUCAAGCUAAAGGGGAUUUUUCUGUUGCAAAAUUUUUUCCUGUGUUUCAAAAUAUUAUUUUCUCAUUGGAAAAAGAGGGAAAAAAAGAAGAGGGAGUUUUGGGUCCCCAGUUAAACCCCCCAACCCCAUCAGCCCCUCCAGGUGUCCCCGAACCCCUUUCCCUACCUGAGUGUCAGUCGAGGGGUGGACAUUGCCCCCCGGCACAGAGCUGCUGCCGUCUCUCUGACGCCCUCCUACCGUCUCUUCCUACCAGGGCAGCAGUGGUCAUGCUGCUCUGGGCCUUUCCUCUACCCUCUCCCCUAUGCCCUCACACCCGGUUGUGUGUCCCCCAGUUCCUAGUGUUAGCACAGCUGGCGCUGGCAGUGUGGCCAGCCCCGCCAUUUUGUCCCACUCCCACGCCAGCUUUCCCGCCUUCACCCCUUCUCUUCCUGCCGCGUCCUGCUGCUCCUCCUCCCCCCACUGCGUCAUUGGAUGUAAUCGCAUCAGGCCCCCCCACGCCCCCAUCCAUUGGGAAACCCCUCCCCAUCACGGACCCCGGUCCUGUCUCUUUGUGCCGGGGCCCCGUCCCCGGCGGCGCUCCCACUCCAUGGACCCAGUGCCCCGGAGGUCGGGGCGGCUCCAGCCAGAGCGGGGCCACCCUGGCUUCCCCAUGCAGCCACAAAAAGGCCAGCUCUAGGCACCCGAGCUGGGCCCACGCUGCUAGCAAGCACGCCCUAUCUCUACUAGGAGAUGAGAGCAGUGAAUCUUCUUAUUCAGAUUCUGAGUAUGAAGACCACUGUGCUGAGGUGCAGAGGGAAGCCACACGGGCGGGGAACUCGGCUCUGUCCCAGAAAAUACUUGCCUUUCCUGUAGUAAUGAGGAGAGACAGGACAGGGGCACAGGUUGCUGCAUGGGAGUCCCUUCACUAUAGGGAACUGCAGGAACUUUGCAAGGCUGCUGAGGAACAUGGCAGGAGUUCACAUGUUUUUUAAACACUUGCUGGAAGCCUCCUUCUCUGCCCACGUCAUGGUCCCCCAUGACAUCAAAAAUAUUAUGAACUGCCUUCUCUCCCCAGCAGAAUACAUGUUGUGGGAGAGGCAGUGGAAGAAACAUUUAAAGCAAUUGGCAGAUGUUUAUGCUAAAGAUGCUAACAGAUCUAAUUUUACUUUAGAGCAAUUAGCGAGAGAAGAAGAUUUCCAAAAGCCCCGAGAUCAGGCCUGGGAUCUGCCUGAAGCAGCUUUACAGGAUAUAGCUAAUGCUGCUAAGAUAUCUCUUUUUACCACUCCUGAUGAUAAAGUGCAACACAGUGCUUCACCAAUAUUAAACAAGGGGCAACUGAGUCUUUUAUUAAGCAUAUUGAUAAGUUAGAAGUGGCCAUUGAAAAGCAGAUAGAGAGCCCACAGGCACAAAAGGAAUUAUUAGUAAAAAUAGCAAUGGCCAAUGCUAAUCAGGAGUGCAAAGCAGUUUUGCGAGCCCUCUCUCUGGACCCCGAACCAACCAUAGAUCAGAUGGUUGAAGCCUGCACCAAACACUCCUCUGCCUCAAGUGAGAAUACAGUGGCACUUGCAGUGGCUAAAGGAGUAGCAGAGGCGAUAUCUGGAGCUUAUGCUGCAGACCCCAACACAAAUCAUUGUUUUAAUUGUGGUGAGCCUGGACAUUUUUUCAAAGACUGUCCAGAGAGACAUUCUAUACAACCACCAGCCCACCAACAGUUCCCCAGACAAAACUGGCAUUCAGGAAACUUCAAGCAGAGCGCAGAACGGCCCCGUGCUUCGACAUCAAAUCAAAUGCUGCACCGCUCCACCCCUCCUGCCAAACCCACCAUCCUGCCUCCACGGAGACCCCGAUAUCAAGCCCAGCAGGUGGAGCGCUUCAGAUGGGAACCCGGCGUCAACUGAAAAUGGAGAGCAAAACCAUCCUUGAGUUCCUGAUGUUCCUGAUUAUCUGGAUGCUCCUGAAAACAUCAGCUGUGGAUGCCUGGCUAGUAGCACAGCCCCAGGAGAAUGUGUGGAUCACCCUCGCAAAGACACUCCAACAAGACCACAUGUGCUUGUCCAUGGGCAGCGCCACCAACCCUCUGUCAUCCUGCCUGGUAGGGAUUCCUUUAAAGCCUCAUGAAUAUCCUCUCACAGGGAAAGAACCCAACCCAGUAGACACUUGGGACGAGUGGACAAAGAUCUUGCCCCAUGCACCAGAGGAACCCCAGGAAUUAGAGCUUUUGGGACCCUCCAAAAGCUACCUAUUGCAUAGAUUUUAAUUAUCACCCAGUAGCCAAUGCAUGGCCUGCCUCAAAAUACCAAAAGGCAAUUAAAUCAAGGAAAAAUAUGACUCCCAACAGUAAAAUUUACAGUCAGUCCAAAUGGUGCAAUUACACCAGCAGCACACGAUCUACCUCCUCUCACUAUCCCAGAGUGCUGCCCCGGGGAGUGUUCUUGAU